AUUGCAUGAAAUACGGGUGAAAUGCGAGUGUCGAAUCGAUAUGCUUGGACUGUCUCAGUCGUCGGACCCGAGGCGCCUGAGAAUCUACCGCACAUGCCAGCUCAGACACAUCUCAGGUAGUGCCAAUAAUUCCGGGCUUACUAACAUUUCCUUAUACUGGAUAGCAUCGUCACGGCUAGUUCAUGCAGCAGCAAUUGUGGUUUGAUGACGGCUCGGCCCCAGGUGGUCCGUCUUUCCCGUCCCAUCGAUCGGCAUCUCUUCUGGCUGGGGGGAACAAGGGUUGGACCAAGUUUACUGAUAACCGCGUACUGGAUCCGUUUCCAAUGUACCACGUUACUGGGGCCGCUGAGGGAACAGCGAAAACACAUCCACUGUCUCAUGGACGACAUUCCCAAGAAGAUUACGUUAAGCACUCCUAUUUAGACUUGAGUGAGUUAUCUACAGAACAGCUCCCUGCGAACGGUUUCCUUCCUCGGCCCCCACGAAGUACGGAUACACAAUUGGACCCUAGGAUUCACUCAACGCUCAGGUAUUCUUCGAAUCCAAGUAAACACCACAUGCUAGAGCUGACCAAAAGGCACAGGAAGCUGGAUCAUUUGCAACGAUGCUUGCAGCGGUACGAGAUAGAACGCUUGGAGGCUGGUCAGGCUGUUCUGAGGAUAGAGCAACGUCUGAAGGAGCUACAAGAACGAACCGCUGAUCUGCUGGAUUAUUCAGCAGAGAAACACCGUUCCGACAAGGAGCCAUGGAUGACGAAUCCCAUGCAAAUCCCAAGAAUCGAUCGACAUCAGGGAGCAUACCAUCGGUCUGGUCCUGCAAACAACCAGUUGUAUUUGGACACGGAGCAGAUGUUGAACACAACUUCUAGACACGUACCCAAGUCACCUCUGAUACAGCCUGAACAAGUGUACAAUGCGGGGCACAACUGCGUAGCCAAUCAGCGCAGAAGAGACCAACAUCAAAACGACCAGUGUCGUCCAUCUCCGGGCAAGCAAGCUUUAUCCGAUCGAAGUCUGCUGGCUGAACUUGAAGCCUACCAAGGGGUGCUUACCAACCAUUUAACCAGACAACUUGGACGACUGGCUGCUGCAGAUGCCACAGUGCUUAACCUGGCUGGUACACUGAUGCAAAUGGGUAUUGGAUCUUCUGUGAAAGAGGAUCACUGUCAAUUGGCUGACGCCCAGAUGACGCCAGACUACCCACCAAAGGCAAAGUUGAAUGAGAACGUAAAACAUCCAACGGAACUUCAUGCUGAUGAACAAAACGCCCUGGAGUUGACACCGCCAAAUACAAAGAGUAUGAGGAAGCAAGGCAUGGAUUGCAAGGGUGAAUCACCUUCCGCCGAAGCUCUUUAUUUCCCGCUACCGACAACCGUUGAAAACAUUCCAUUGCUCAGGAACCCAUCCCAGUUUGAACGACCCCAACCACAGUUGAUACGUCCUGUCCCGGACCGAUUGCCGCAAGCGCCAUGGCCUGCAGUACUCCCAGUGAAUUCGCAUCAAGGGCCAUUUUCGGGAUGCCCCACUAGCAACGUCCAUCGGGGUCGCUUUUAUAGUUGGGACAACAAAGAAUCUUUUGUAGUGCAAAAGAAAAGCUCCGCUGCAUCCAGCUGUCUAGUUGAACUACACUCCGGGCUGCCGAUAAGUUGGUUAUCCCGAGCCUGGGAAAUUUUUCAGACUGCUACAGCUCGUCAAGUAUACCAACCGGUGAACACUGAGUAUACACAGCUUUUCGAGUCAGAUUCCGCACCGAUGAGUAGCGCCGUCUCCGGACUAGUUCUCUCUACAUCUAAUACCCAAAUGCUGCGAUCGGCAUUCCAACUCCCGCUGCAAGUGCAGUUGGUGGCAGCAAUGCCAAGGCGGGGUGGGUUUGUGUCGUCUGCUGAACGAGGUCCGGAGUCGGCUCCGCCUCUGCCCCCCAAACGGAACCCCAAUGUUGCAUACGCAGACGAACCACAGACCAUAGAGGAUGAGGAAGUGUCCAAAUUGAUGUCCACGGAAAAUAUGGUGACAAACGAACAGGAACAGGGGAAACAAACAGGUUCAAAGUUCAUGGACCCAACCAAUGUUCAACGCCCGCCUCCCCCGCCGUACUACGUGAAUCUGACAGCAGCAGCAACAGAGACCAGAUCUUCUCCGGUGUUUGAUCUCAGACGUCUGGAAGAUGUUGCAACCAUAAUCACCCCAAUACAACGCUCCUUAUCCAUAGUGGAGUGCAAUUCUAAUGCCAACAAUCGAUUGGAAGUCCCGAAGCAAGGUAUGAGAAGAUAUGUGCGCCCAAGCACCAUCAAUCUACGGCACUAUCUCAAACACCGUGGUUAUGCACUAGAAGAGUUGAUCGUGACAGAGGAAUUUGACUGGAAAAAACUAGUGACUCCAACGUCGAAUUGUUUUCAGUCCGUGUUUGUGCGGUGGUUCCGUACAAGCUUCAAUCGAAAUUCCAGCGAAAAGACACGAGGAAGGAAGUUGGCAAAGGACGGUUCCGUGUCCACAUCCUCGGAACCCGGUAGUGACUGCGCCCCAUGCCGAACACCGGAAUUUCGGGUUAUCAUGACAAAUACUAAGUGUGAAGGGUUUUUGUUUCUUUGGCACUCGAACUGCAGAUCCGCACGACACCGAUCACCGCCUUGGCGUUCGAUGCGUGAAACUGACCACACAAAAUUGCAAGGUGAACGACAGAGCCGAACCUCGAAGAACUGGCGUCAGAAGUGGUUUAUCUGCGAUCUGGAAUAUCGAAUACUCUCCUACUAUGACGAUCAAGGUGCAAUGAAGCAAAAAAACUGUAUCCCGUUGUCAACCAUUCAAACCGUCUUUGCUGCUCCAGAAAUAAGUUCCAAUUCAUCCACACCGUCUAUAUCGCCCAAGCCCCGGUGGCCACAUCGAAAUGUGGAUAACGGCACAAGAGAUCCCGGUGGUCGAAGGUCGACUAACUCUGAGGCAUCCACAAGCAGUCAGUGUAGGGCUAGUGCUCAGUGUGAUGAAGCACACACAAGCAACGGGAUAAUGGAAGAUUCAUGGACCAGCACCAUCUUCUGUAUUGACUCCACCACGCGGUUUUAUACACUGAGGACGACAAGUGCCAAAUUGCGGAAUAUGUGGAUGGCUGUGAUAGAUUUUGGGAGGCGGCGCGCCAUCUCAACGUGAUGCAAUAUCCCAUCAUCAACAUUACACACGUUAGCUAGAGGUGGAAAACAUCUCAGCUAUUGUGCCGUAAUAUCCCCGCCAAACAUUUGUACCCUUUUGUUUAAUAGAAAAUGACAAUGC
Messenger RNA from Dicrocoelium dendriticum, 3263 nucleotides. The record is from the annotation of a GenBank genome assembly. NCBI's taxonomy places the organism in Eukaryota, Metazoa, Platyhelminthes, Trematoda, Plagiorchiida, Dicrocoeliidae.